Fukomys damarensis (Damara mole-rat) is the source of this 2951-nucleotide messenger RNA. RefSeq names its product ST6 N-acetylgalactosaminide alpha-2,6-sialyltransferase 3 (gene St6galnac3). The transcript has 5 exons. Gene Ontology annotation, biological process: ganglioside biosynthetic process; oligosaccharide metabolic process. The record is from RefSeq and is a predicted model, not a curated record. The coding region runs from base 19 to 954 and encodes 311 amino acids. Lineage: Eukaryota; Metazoa; Chordata; Mammalia; Rodentia; Bathyergidae. Gene Ontology annotation, molecular function: alpha-N-acetylgalactosaminide alpha-2,6-sialyltransferase activity.
GUUGAGUCCCCAUUUCCAAUGAACUCCCAAGACCCAGCUCAGUCAGCCUUUAAGAGAAAAUCUGUGAUUGCGGUGAGCUUCAUAGCAGCCUUCCUCUUCCUGCUGGUUGUGCGCCUUGUAAACGAAGUGAAUUUCCCAUUGCUACUAAACUGCUUUGGACAACCUGGAACAAAGUGGAUACCAUUCUCCUAUACGUACAGGCGGCCCCUUCGAACUCACUAUGGAUACGUCAAUGUGAGGACACAAGAGCCAUUACAACUAGACUGUGACCUGUGUGCUAUCGUGUCAAACUCAGGGCAGAUGGUUGGACAGAAGGUGGGGAAUGAGAUAGACAGGUCUUCCUGCAUCUGGAGGAUGAACAACGCCCCCACCAAGGGUUAUGAAGAAGAUGUUGGCCGCAUGACGAUGAUUCGAGUUGUUUCCCAUACCAGUGUUCCUCUUUUGCUAAAAAACCCUGACUAUUUUUUCAAGGAAGCAAACACUACUAUUUAUGUUAUUUGGGGUCCUUUCCGCAAUAUGAGGAAGGAUGGCAAUGGAAUGGUUUACAACUUGCUGAAAAAGACAGUUGAUGUCUAUCCAAAUGCCCAAAUUUAUGUGACCACAGAGAAGCGCAUGAGUUACUGUGAUGGGAUUUUUAAGAAGGAAACUGGAAAAGACAGGAUCCAGUCUGGCUCUUACCUCAGCACGGGGUGGUUUACCUUCAUUCUGGCCAUGGAUGCCUGUUAUGGCAUUCGCGUCUACGGGAUGAUAAAUGACACCUACUGCAAGACAGAAGGGUAUAGAAAAGUCCCCUAUCAUUACUAUGAACAAGGAAGAGAUGAAUGUGAUGAAUAUUUUCUUCAUGAACAUGCCCCAUAUGGGGGACACAGGUUUAUCACUGAAAAGAAAGUGUUUGCCAAAUGGGCCAAGAAACACAGAAUAAUAUUUACACACCCAAACUGGACAGUGUCUUGAUGUCGGUUUUCCAGGCUUGCCACACCCAAUCAGGGUACUGCGAGUGUGAUGUUAUCAAUGCCAGUGAUGAUGAUGGUGUCAGUGAAGACAACAGUGAUGAUGAUUAAGUUCCUCUACAUCCUCCAAUAUGGGUUGUAAACUUGGAUAUAAUCUGAACUAGGGAUUCCGUGAGGGUGGUUGUAUUCAUUUAGUUCUUUCUGAAGGUUCAGUACUACAUAGUGCACUUUAUAAUUUAACUGGAACUGAUACGAUGGCCAGUGACAUAACAACUGUGAUUUAAGAAAUGGGGAGAUUGUCCUUCAAGAUAGCUAGCUGCCCAAAACUGCAAAAGGCUAUGGGAUUUGGCUUCACGACACAAGGUUAUUGAGUCCAUGGCUUCUUGAGCCUGGGCAGCAGCAACAUCUUGAGAAAUGGUUGACUGUCAAACACUGUUCCAAGAAAUGCUGUCAGGGUACAAGUACUUAUCACAGUUACUAGUGAGCCUGAGCUAAAAGAAGGUGUUUCUGAGGCACUAUCUUCCUCGGGUAUUUCCUACAGGUGACUCUCAGGCCGUUACCCAAUUGUCAAUGAAGACAUUGAUCAUGGAGGUCCUACACGUCAAGAUUUCUUGACUAUCUCAAACACUUCAUUCAAACUGUACCAAGUAGCAAAUCUUAAUGAAUUUCUACUCUGACUGUUUCAUUGCUAUUAUUCAAAACAAUAUGACCAAACAUGUUAUUAGAAGGAUCUACAUUAAAGUUGUUAUUUUUGGUUGAGUCCUAAAUAUUUCUGAAGGGUGUUUAACAUGUACAAUAUCAAUUUCAACACUGUAAUAACAUAUACUGUGAAACAUACCUAAAACAUAAGCAAAGGAUUUCCUAACUCUGCUACAUCUAAUAACACAAAAUUAUAUGCAUUUUAAACUCAUGAACUAGGGAAAGCAAAGCAUAUUUUUACAUCAAUUUGUAUCCUACCAUAAUUCAUAAUAUAUAUAUUUGUAUAUUCAGAUUUCUAUUUUAUAGGCCGAAGAUGUGUCUCUCCAUACGUUACAUGAUCUAUGCCAAGUACCAACUGUUUGAUAUGGAUGAUUCCUUGUGUUAAAUCUCACUAGAGCUUUUGCCUUUGUGGGAUAUAACCAUAGUAUAUUGUUAUACCAUUAUAGCUGUAGUAAUGAUCUUAAUGUCCAAAGUGCUUUUCCAUUUACAGUCUUCUCACAUACGCUAUGCCAUGUGAUCCCCUUGACCACCUCACUGGAUUAUUGCCUAUACAUUCCCUCACCUCCUCAGAAGAUGAGCUAUAAUUUGCUGAUUGUUCCAAUAUAUUUCAGAUUGCCCUCUUUGCUAAUAUUUGUAUAGAAUAGCAUUUAUGUAGACUAGUAACCAAUUAAUUUGGGUGUCAAAUACAGCAUAUUAUACUAAGAUUAUCCAAAAAGUUUCACAAGGAUUGUGUUGGCCAUAGACUAGGACCUUUGCGAACUUUUGCUAUAUCUGUUUUUUGGUAAAUAGCUGUUUCAAGAAAAGAUGAGAAAGAGCGGACAAUAGGAAUGAACGAAGGCAGGAAAACACACUUUCAUAUUCCAGGACUGCAACAAUUCUGUUCGCCGUAUACUUAUUGCUCAGUAAAUAUUAGAGAGUUGAUUCACUGAGAGAGUAGAGUCCAAACUCAUCUUUGCAGGAUGAUUCAAAUGUUUUGAAGCCUGGAAGUAAAAUGCAUUUCACCUCAGGAAUAUUUGGUAAGUGUUUACCAGUGCAAAGCAUCAUGAUGAGUCAUCAUUAAAAUGUAAAAGCCUCUCUCCUGCUAUCUUCUGCCAGUUGGGACUCGGAUACUCACACCCAUAAAAAUUAUCAACCCCCAGUUUUAUCCUUAGAGAAAGCUGUUACUCUUUUGUUGUUUCUUUAUGUGAUUUUCAGGUAUAGGAAUGUUAGUUUUUCAGAGCUAAUAAUGGAUAGAAAUGCCCACUAUAGAAAAAUAGAUGCAAAUAUUAAAAUUGUAGGCUGGGGAUUUAGCUUAGUGGUUCC